AUGAACUUGACCAGUGAAAAACAGGAGGCAGGAGGGAAUGGGCGGAUACAUUCAAUCUUCUUUGUUUCUCCUGUGGACAAUGCCAAGACAAGUGCCUCCUUGCCAGUCUUCCAGGGUUCUAUAAACAUCAUUGCCCAGUGCCCAGGCUUUCUAGGGGAGAGGCACCAACCAAAGCGAAGGCACAGAGCAAAGAAGACAGUGGAAUCCAAGGAAACAGUUGUGAUGGGGGAUGCUAUGGUGAAAAUCAAUGGGAUUUAUUUAACAGAAUCAAAUGCCAUUGGCCACUUAAAGAGUCACCCACUUCAGCUAACUUAUGAUGGAGGCUUCAGUGAAAUCAAGAAGCAAGAAAUGUUCAAAGGGACAACAUCCUUGCCAUCUCAUCUCAGAAGUGGAGGGGACCAGGGGAAGAGGUGUUCAAGAGCCUCAUCAUGUUUCAACAGCUCAGACCUGAGCAGACCUGAAACCAGAGCAGUCUCAAAAGCCGACGUGCAAGAAAAGGAGACAGAAAUAGAAGUAGAUGAAGUCUUUUGGAAUACAAGGAUCGUACCAAUUUUGCAAGAAUUAGAAAAGGAAGAAAAAAUUGAAACGAUUUGUGCUGCUUGCGCACAACUUCAUCACGCUUUAGAGGAAGGAAACAUGCUUGGAAAUAAAUUUAAGAGAAGAAGUGUUCUCCUGAAGACCCUAUAUAAACUAGUUGAUAUUGGUUCAGACUUGCUCAGCCUUAAACUUGCAAAAAUUAUUCUAGCAGAUUUAGAAGAAUCAUUAUUGGAGGUCCUGAGAAGUGAAGAUCUGCAAACUAACGCUGAAGCUUUUUUAUACUGUAUGGGGGCUAUCAAAUUCAUUUCUGGAAAUCCACGAUUUCUCAGUGAAAUGAUCAGCAAAGAUGCUGUGGAGAUACUGAUGAAUUUGAUAAAGCAAAUAAAUGAGAACACCAACAAAUGUGGUACCUGUUUGCCUAACUCAGGCCACUUACUAGUCCAAGUGACUGCUACACUGAGAAACUUGGUUGAUUCACCACUAGCAAGAAGUAAGUUGCUGAGCAUCAGUGCCCUUCCCCAGCUCUGCACGGCGAUGGGACAGUACGAGGCUGACAAGGAUGUGUGCACCAAUAUUGCCAGAAUAUUCAGAUUCAAAUUCUUCCCUCUUUCUCAAGAAUUGGAGAAUCAGCUAAGGUUUGUGGAUUUAGUCGUCCGUAUUGUCUUUAUUCUGGGCAACCUGACAGCGAAAAAUAACCAGGCUCGCGAACAGUUUUCCAAAGAGAAAGGGAGCAUCCCGACCCUGCUGUCAUUGUUCCAUACGUUCUACAAACUGGACCUAUGUGCGGAGAAAGGGGCGGUGGAAGCGGAGCAGCCCCAGGCGCCGAGGCCGCGGGCCCAGGCGGAGGACGUGCUCAUCAAGCUGACCCGCGUGCUCGCCAACUUAGCCAUCCACCCUGGCAUCGGCCCGGCGCUGGCCGCCAACCCGCACGCCGUGGGCCUGCUGCUCGCCACGCUGGAACACAAGUCAAUUGAGGAUUGUGAGGAGCUGGUGAUCAAUACUACGGCCACAAUCAACAACUUAUCUUACUACCAAGUGAAGAAUUCCAUAAUUCAAGACAAAAAGCUAUAUAUUGCUGAAUUGCUCAUAAAGCUUCUUGUGAGUAAUAACAUGGAUGGAAUCCUAGAGGCUGUGCGUGUUUUUGGAAACCUCUCCCAGGACCAGGACAUCUGCGAUUUCAUUGUGCAGAAAAAUGUACAUAAGUUCAUGAUUGCACUGCUGGAUGCUAAGCAUCAGGAUAUUUGCUUUUCUGCCUGUGGUGUUCUCCUAAAUCUCACUGUGGAUAAAGACAAGCGUGUCAUCCUGAAAGAAGGAGGCGGCAUUAAAAAGUUGGUGGAUUGUUUAAGACAUUUUGGUCCUACCGAUUGGCAGCUGGCCUGCUUGGUUUGCAAAACUUUAUGGAACUUCAGUGAAAAUAUCACCAAUGCUUCAUCGUGUUUUGGAGAUGAAGACACCAACACGCUCUUAGUCCUGCUGCCAUCAUUUUUAGAUGAAGAACUAGCACUGGAUGGCAGUUUUGACCGAGACCUAAAAAACUAUCACAAACUCCAAUGGGAAACAGAAUUCAAACCUGUGGCACAGCAGCUUCUAAACCGAAUUCAGAGUCAUCACACCUUCCUGGAACCCCUGCCUAUUCCUUCUUUCUAACACGAUGCCGCUUAACAACAGAAACAGGAAGUCAGGUCUCCUUCAUUCUUGAGCAGUGGUAACAAACACGAACAUUUGUUUUUCUGUAUUGGCAAAUAUUGAAAGUUUUUCAGAUACUGAUUUUAGGGAGUAGUCUAAGGAUUUUAAAAGAAAUAAGCAUUUUUUUCUCGUUAGGUAUUAUG
Leptonychotes weddellii (Weddell seal) is the source of this 2366-nucleotide messenger RNA. The record is from RefSeq and is a predicted model, not a curated record. NCBI's taxonomy places the organism in Eukaryota, Metazoa, Chordata, Mammalia, Carnivora, Phocidae.